GUAUUAACAACGCUUAGGAAUAGAACUACAAUAACCCUGAGCCACGCGUAAGGGGUGGGGCGAGGGUUUGCAAGACUUGCCGGGAUUUUAGGACAAGUCGUGAGACUUUACAGGAGGAGAAAAGCCUUUCAUCGGUCUGGUGUAAGCAGAGACACACUUUGUCCACUUCAUCAUGUCCUCCGGGGACACCUUGGAUGAUGAGAACACCUUCAAAAUCCUGAUUGCCACAGAUAUCCACCUGGGUUAUCUUGAGAAGGACGCCAUCCGUAGCAAUGACUCUUACAACACCCUAGAGGAGAUCCUGGAAUGUGCGAAGACAAACCAGGUGGAUUUCAUCCUGCUUGGUGGAGACUUGUUUCAUGACAACAAGCCAACACGCAGAUGCCUCCACAACUGCAUAACUAUGUUGAGGAAGUAUUGCAUGGGAGACUCCCCUAUACAAUUCAACAUCGUCAGUGACCAGACUGUCAACUUUAACACCACAAAGUUUCCCUGGGUCAACUAUCAGGAUGAAAACCUCAACGUCUCUAUUCCUGUGUUCAGCAUCCACGGCAAUCAUGAUGACCCAACUGGGGCUGAAGGUUUGUGUGCGUUAGAUCUACUAAGCGCUGCAGGUCUUGUAAACCACUUUGGACACUCCCAUUCAAUAGAAAGUAUAGAAAUUAGCCCCAUCCUCAUGCAAAAAGGCAGCACUAAGCUGGCUUUGUAUGGUCUUGGCUCCAUCCCAGAUGAGCGCCUGUACAGGAUGUUCGUCAACAAUAAGGUCACCAUGCUUCGGCCCAAAGAAAAUCAGGAUGAAUGGUUCAACCUCUUCGCCAUACACCAAAAUAGGAGUAAGCACGGCCCCACUAACUAUAUUCCUGAGCAGUUCCUGGACGACUUCCUUGACUUAGUAGUGUGGGGUCACGAGCAUGAAUGUUUGAUUGGACCAACCAGAAAUGAACAGCAGCUCUUCUAUGUGACACAGCCUGGAAGCUCUGUAGCCACCUCCCUCUCCCCUGGAGAGGCUACAAAGAAGCACAUAGGACUACUGAGGGUGAAGGGCCGUAAGAUGAACUUGCAGAAGGUCCCCCUAAAGACAGUGCGUCAGUUCUUCAUUCAGGAUGUGGUGCUGGCCGAUUAUCAAGACCGAUUCACCCCCGACACUCCACAGGUUUCAAAGAAGGUGGAGGACUUUUGCUAUGCUAAGGUUAAUGAAAUGUUAGAAGAAGCUGAAAGAGAAAGACUUGGCUCUCCACUCACGCCGGAGAAACCUCUUAUUCGUCUGAGAGUCGACUACAGCGGCGGUUUUGAGACAUUCAACACUUCUCGCUUCAGUCAGAAGUUUGUGGACCGCCUGGCCAAUCCUAAAGAUAUCAUUCACUUUCUCAGACACCGCGAGCAAAAGGAGGAGAUCAAAGAUGAGGUCAACAUUGACUACAGCAAGCUGUUAAAAACCAAGGCAGCUGAGGGACUGAGAGUGGAGGACCUGGUUAAACAGUACUUUGAGGCAGCUGAACAGAAAGUUCAGCUGUCUUUGCUGACGGAGCAGGGGAUGGGGAAGGCUAUUCAGGAGUUUGUAGACAAAGAUGAAAGAGAUGCCAUCCAGGAGCUCAUCACUUUCCAGCUAGAAAAGACACAGCGCCAUCUUCAGGCUAGAGGAGUAACUACAGAACAGGAAAUCGAUACAGAGAUCCAGCGAUUCAGAGAUGCCAAGAAGAACACAACUGAGGAAGAGAACGAAAUUACAGAAGUUAUCAAUAGAGCCAAAGCUCAUCGUUUGGAGCGUGGUGAUCGCCCCCUAGACCCAGAUAUAUCUGAUGACUUAGCUGAUGUGAAUAUGAACUCUGAUGAGGAUUCACUUCCAUUCCCUGCCCCAACGCGAGGAAGAGGACGCGGUGGCAGAGGACGUGGAGGCAGAGGCAGGGGGAGAGGUGCAGCUGCUGCUGAACCAAAGACGUCCAGUCGUGGUCGUUCCCAGAAAUCCUCAGCGACAACCCAAAGCAUUAUGCAAGCCUUUCAAGCUCCAUCCCAGAGACCUUCACGUACUGCAGCAGCAAAAUCAUAUAUGGCAGAUGAAGUGACUAUUGAUGAUUCAGAUGAAGAUUUCCCUGUAACAAAGACUUCCCAUUCUUCUCCAAGACCAGUAGCAGCAGCAUCAUCAUCCUUCACUAGGUACAGCUCUCAGAGCCAAAGCCAGUCGUCUAGAGGAGUUGCAUUUGAUGACAGUGAUGAUGAAGAGGACAACCCUUUCAAAGGCCCCAGCCAUCGCUCACGGAGAUAAUAUGCAUCUAUGAUCUCUCAGAAGUCAAUGUUGAUUUACAUCAAAGCACGUCUUAAUAUUCAUACUGUAGCUUGCAGUGCCCUUAAUGUUGACAAUAACUAAUUAAAAUCAGCCACUGUUACUGUUCAGUCAGCCUGUUUUGAUGAAAGGGCUAAUGGUUAAAGGAGGCAAUGUGCUUGGCUUUGUCCUUGGUGUAUGUGAUAUUUUUGAGAUUUAGAAAAUAAAAUUUUUUCCAUAACAUCAACUGUCUUUGCAUUAUGGUUUGUGGCUACAAAAUAAAAGCUUCAUUGUGUUAUACA
Molecule: messenger RNA, 2562 nt
Organism: Betta splendens (Siamese fighting fish)
Lineage: Eukaryota; Metazoa; Chordata; Actinopteri; Anabantiformes; Osphronemidae
Gene: mre11a
Product: MRE11 homolog A, double strand break repair nuclease
Exons: 20
Coding region: 173-2263 (696 amino acids)
Biological process (GO): double-strand break repair via homologous recombination; meiotic DNA double-strand break formation; mitotic intra-S DNA damage checkpoint signaling
Cellular component (GO): Mre11 complex; nucleus
Molecular function (GO): manganese ion binding; 3'-5'-DNA exonuclease activity; DNA endonuclease activity
Source: RefSeq, a predicted model, not a curated record